AUGAAGUUCGUUCUCUUCGCCGCUGUGUUCGAGGCCGUGGCCGUCUCGUUCGCCGCCGCCUACCCCAUUACCGGCAGCGUUGUCAACUGCCGCUCCGGUCCCGGCACUGGCUACUCCGUCAAGAAGUCGUACAAGAAGGGCGCCGACGUCAAGAUCAGCUGCCAGACCAGCGGCACCUCUGUCAACGGCAACAACAUCUGGGACAAGACCCAGGAUGGCUGCUACGUCGCCGACUACUACGUCAAGACCGGCACCAACGGCUACGUGACCAAGAAGUGCAGCGGCGGUGGCGGUGGCGGCGGCGGCAGCGUCCCCGGCCCCGUCAAGAACGACUACCCGUACAAGUCCAGCUGCGGCGGCGUCGACCCCUGGAACUACUACAAGUGCCAGUGCACCUCCUUCGUCGCGUGGCGCGUCAACAAGCGCCUGGGCAUCAAGUUCCACAACCAGUACAAGGGCACCAACUGGGGCAACGCCAACACCUGGGACGACGCGGCCCGUCGUACCGGUGUCAAGGUCAACAACACCCCCAAGCCCGGCUGCAUCGCCCAAUCCAACGCUGGCGGCUACGGUCACGUUGCCUGGGUCACUGCUGUCAACGGCAACAAGGUCACCAUCGAGGAGUACAACUGGGCCAAGCGCGAGGGCUACGGCAAGCGCACCGUCUCCAAGGGCUCUUUCAACUACAUCCACCUCAAGAACUAA
This is a messenger RNA of Chaetomium fimeti, 705 nucleotides long. RefSeq lists its product as uncharacterized. The record is from RefSeq and is a predicted model, not a curated record. The transcript has 2 exons. NCBI's taxonomy places the organism in Eukaryota, Fungi, Ascomycota, Sordariomycetes, Sordariales, Chaetomiaceae. The coding region runs from base 1 to 705 and encodes 234 amino acids.